AUGGGCGCGCAGCCGCCGAACUUCUCGUGGGUGCUUCCGGGCCGGCUGGCGGGGCUGGCGCUGCCGCGGCUCCCCGCGCACUACCAGUUCCUGCUGGACCAGGGCGUGCGGCACCUAGUGUCCCUGACGGAGCGCGGGCCCCCGCACGGCGACAGCUGCCCCGGCCUCACGCUGCACCGGCUGCGCAUCCCGGACUUCUGCCCGCCGGCCCCCGAGCAGAUCGACAGCUUCGUGCGCAUCGUGGACGAAGCCAACGCGCGCGGCGAGGCCGUGGGGGUGCACUGCGCCCUGGGCUUCGGCCGCACCGGCACCAUGCUUGCCUGCUACCUGGUGAAGGAGCGGGGUCUGGCCGCGGGGGAUGCCAUCGCUGAAAUCCGGCGCCUCCGACCUGGCUCCAUCGAGACCUACGAGCAGGAGAAAGCCGUCUUCCAGUUCUACCAGCGGACUAAGUGAAGGGCCUCAGCUCCAGUCUGCGCCCCAGGCCCUGACCCCCGUGUUCAGGAGGCGGAGACGCGGACAGGCCCUUGAAGCGCUCAGCCCUGCUGCUCCCGCUGGCCGGGGAGACUGGGAGACCGCGCGGCUGUUCCCUGCAGGCAGGUCCUGACCAAAGAGACAGGGGCAGCAGCACUGGGGGACAGGGGGGCUCCCUCCGCUGCUUCCCUGAAUAAAUAACUUCUGAGAACCAGCCCACAGUGCACGGCACCCGCAGCUUGCCGAGCCUCCCGGGAGCCCUGUGACCUGGGGAUGCCAUCAGGGCCCUCCCUGUCCUGUGGGGGAGGUAGCUAAGCCUCGAGGCCACGCUUCUAGAAAGCGGAAGGGUUGUCAGGCCCUCUGCCUCUGAAAGGUGCUGAGACUCUGUUCUCUGAUGAUCUUUGAUGUGUCUCCAGGGGAGCUGACCAAUGAAAAGGGCACAAAUUCCCAGCAGCCCCAGGUCUCUGAUGCCCACAGACCAGGAGAGCCCCUGCGGAUUCAAACCCUCCCCUCCCAGUCAAGGCCCCUCUGCCCCCUUGUGUGGCAUCUGUUAGCCCUCUCGAGACCGAGAAGGCCUGGUGCUCAUAGGGAACCUCCAUCUCCAGCUCCCAAGGGCUGGGCGCCCCUCACAAGCCGUGGGCUGCUGCACCCAAGCGAGCAGCGGCCCGUUAUGCCGCCCCACACCUCACACUGAGCGAGGCUGGAACUGAGCCAGCCGGGGUGCUUGUGCCGAGAGGAUAUUUGGUGGGUGAAUGAAGACACUGAGGGCCACAACUCUUGGCCGUGGUUCAGCUGUUGCCUUCACUCCCAGCUGGGCCCCACCCUAGCAGCCCUGGCACCACGCUUUGGGCUUUGAGAGACGGGAUGGGUGGGGCAGACCAGCUGGACAGACUCUCUUUGCGGUAACCUCGGCCUGCUCCGUGGCAGGCGGGCUGGACAAGGUAGUGCCCAUCUGUGUGCACCGGGCUUUGUUAGGUGUGGAGGCUUCCCAGCCCAGCGCGAUGACUCACAGCCUCCUGGAGGAGAUGGCGCAGACCAGGUCCAGCCCCAGACGGUGGCACUGUGAGAGAUGUGCGUCCCAGAGGCAGGGGAGACAGAGCGGGAGGAGGCCAGGGUCCCCCGAGGCCCCCAUCCUGGGUCGCCUAGGCCAGAGGCAGGUCUAAGGCACCUGCUCCUGAUGCAUCUCUCUCCUUUGCACCAUUGCCCGUCCAGCUCAGCGCCCGUCCAACACACACAGUAUCGUAUUGGCCAGAGUCUCCCCCUAUGUCUCUGGGAGGGGGAAACAGGCUGUAAGAUGCCUCCCCCUUUCUUCCGAGGUGUGCCAGAGCUAGGGACUCAGUUGGCCAUCCUAUUCCCUCCGUCCCCACCCAGCCCAGCCAGGUUGGGGGGUGUGGGGAGCCCCCAAUUCCAGGCACACAGGCUGCCACAGAGACGUGGGAAGCAGCACAGAGAUGUACUGCACAGAGAGGUACUGAAGUCCCCCCAUCCUACCUACGGCUUCCCGGAAGCCUCCCACAGCCCCUUCCAAAGGGGAGCGCGCACGUGUGUGUGUGUGUGUGUGUGUGUGUUCAAGUGAAGGCAGGAAGCAUGCGGAUGGCCCACUUCCUGGAUGCCUUCCCUCCGCCUACCAGGAUGGAAACCAGAGGCCAGAGGCUUGACGCUGCACCGAGUUCCCCUCAGCUCUGCUGUUGCCCCAGCACGUGGGACAACCAGGCCUCGCACUCAGUGCCCUCCCGAGCUCCCUAGCUCCAUCCGCCCCACAUCUCUGCACUGCAGGAGAGGAACCUGCCCUUCCCUUCCUCCCAAGGCUCCUUCAAAGGAGACAGAACAUUUUUCUAACCCCAUUAGAGCCCUGUGUGCAGCCUCCGUCCCCAUAAUUUAAGCAGAUCUCCGCUGCCUCAAGAGUUCCUCCGGGAAAUAAACAUAUAAUUAUGUGCUUAA
This is a messenger RNA of Neogale vison (American mink), 2412 nucleotides long. RefSeq names its product dual specificity phosphatase 23 (gene DUSP23). Lineage: Eukaryota; Metazoa; Chordata; Mammalia; Carnivora; Mustelidae. The record is from RefSeq and is a predicted model, not a curated record. The transcript has 2 exons. Gene Ontology annotation, molecular function: protein tyrosine/serine/threonine phosphatase activity. Bases 1 to 453 code for a protein of 150 amino acids. Gene Ontology annotation, biological process: protein dephosphorylation; cilium assembly.